UACCAAAGUAAUAUCGUACGCAGUCGGUGAAUUUAUUUAUUAUUUACAAUUAGUAUUUUGCCAGUUUAUUGACAAAUAAGGAAGCAUAUUAGUAUAUUUGUGAUUUGAUAUUAUCAAUUAAACAUCUAAUGUUACAUGUAUGAAUUGGUAUCGUCGAUUUUAAUGAUGUUAUGAUAACUGCUAUGCUCAACCUAUACUUGCUAUAGAAUAAAAUAUGGUUGUGCGAUUCGCCUGAACAGAUUAGUGGUGAUGUGUGAACAGUCAGAAACUGAGUAUUUGGAUGGGGAAGUGGUGUGGGUAAAGCUGGGCUCGUGCUUUUGGCCCGGCGAGGUGGUUGGUCCCGAUAAGCUUCCACCAGAUCUCCUGCCAUCAUUCAAGAAACCCCCUAUUGCAGUUGUCAAAUUUUUUCAAGAAGAGACUUUUGAAUAUGUGAAAAAUACAAACUCUAUUUACAAAUACAACUGCAGCCGCAAAAAUGAAUUUAUCAACAAAGGACUUUAUAUGUACAGAACAAAACAUGGACUUAUGGAGAAAUUUCCUGAAGAUGUGAUUAGAGCUGAAACAGCAGUAGGAGGUGAUAUAAAAAUAUUGACUAGAGAUGAAUUUCAAGAAGAGAAGAAAGAGAGCUAUGCUGGAUUGUUUGGUGAUCCAGCUAAACGGACACCACAAUCUGCUAAACGAGCUAAAGGAAGAUAUCCCCAAUCACCAGCAUUAAGAACUCCAAUAAGAAAGAUAAAGGAUAAGACUAAUUACAAAGUACAUAUAUUACUACAAGGAUCUAAAACUCCCGCAACCCCAGCAACAGACCUCGCUUCACCUUCCACAAGCCGAGCCGGCUCCGAGCCCACAGAGGAAAAAGUUGAAAAUGUUACAGAACAACCUGUCUCCAGUUACAGCACACCAACUAUGUCCAGUAGCGGUAUAUACUCUUGUCACGCCUGUCCAUUCACUACGACAAGACUAAAUGUCCUGAUCAUGCACAACAAAACUCACAGUGUAACAUUUACACCGUACACACCAUCGCCUGUCAGAAAACCAGUCUCUAAAACAAAAACAAAAACUCCCAAAUCUCGUAAACCGAAAGAAAAGAAUGAUAAAGUCAUCAAAAGUGAUAAAGCGGAUAAGAUUAAUCAAGCUCAAAAACGAUUAUCACAAGAAAAAGCAGUCGAAGUUGAAGUAAAGAAAGUGAAGACUGAUGAAGAAAUUAAAAGUAGCCUAUUGGCAGAUUGGGAUGAUGUGGGUGAAGAUUCAAAUGAUGAAUCUACGAUAGCUAUGACUACGUCUCCAGAAGUCCCAGUAGGGGCUGAAUCUCCCGACGUACCCACUCCGGCUGAACUACCUUCCGCACAGAUUCCUGCUGAAAUUUCACCGAAUACACAAAAGAAUUCGGAAGAUUUACAAUCAUCAGAAAAACCGGAAUCGUCAAGUGAUUCCAAAUAUGAGUUUUGUGAAGACGAAGAUUGGUCAAUGGAGGCAGAUGCGGGCAGGAAAAUUCCUCGGGUAAAAAAUCCAUCUAAACGAAAAGAAAGCGUCAAAAGUCUAAGUACUGAAGAUGAUGAUGUUCGCAGAGAAGUAGCCGAAUUACUUAACAAGACGACUGUACCGGAAUUGCCGUCGGUUCCGGCAACACUGCCAGUGGAAGAAAAUUUUCCAGAGCGACCGGUUGCGAAAUCACCGGACAAAAAGAAUGAUUCUAACACCACAGAACCAUCACCAGAAUCGAGUCAAGCUAGUGAGAAAAAUAAUACUGAUCAAGCUCCUAAAACAAUUUUUAAAACUAAAACAUUUUUUCGAAGUCGCCACUCUAGAAGUCAGGAUGCAAUAGGAAAAUAUGUAGCGGAACAGUUGAAUGCCGCAGAGAGAAUGGAUUUAUCGGAGAAUGAAACGAACGGUAUAGAAUCUUCAUCUUCACCUGAAUCCCGGGAAUCUCCUGUAGAACAUGUGAAAGUGGCGAGACUGGCUCCUAAAAUACAAUUAAAAAAAAUGAAGGCUGAAGCAGCACAGCAACAAGAAAAAGAGAAAAAUAUAUUGGAUACUAAACAAGAGGAGGAUGUAUCAAGUAAUUCAUUGAAAGUACCAGACCAUGUUAUAAAUAUAACUAACGAUUUUAAUAUUGAAAAAGACGAAACAGAUUCAUUGACUAGUCAAGACCUUAUAUAUAAUACACCAGAAAUUACACAAGAAAGUACUAACAAUCUAAACGAAGAAUUAGAACCUUCAGAAAUAUCAGAAUCUUUGCCGAUAACUAGUGAUGUAACAGAUAAAGAUAACUUUAUGCCAACAAUAAGUCAAAAUUCUUUAGAAGAAUCAGAUUUUGAUAAAGCAAUCGACAAAGAGAGCAAAGAUGAUGAAUAUGAAAAGAAUAAAACACAUUUAAAUCUACAAUUAGAUUAUGAACAUUCUUUAGAAACACGUAUGACUGAGACUGCGGUGGAUGCAUUGCUCAGUGUCUCGCGAGAAACUGAUAACGUUACCAGGGUUAUUAGUGAUGAUCCACCAGAAGAUUUAUUUGAAGAUGAAAAAGAUACGACAAAUGUUAACAUAGUUAAUGGAUAUAAUGAAAUAAAGGAAAUCAUUGAUGAUAAAGUAAAGGAUCAAGCAAUUAACAAUGACAUUGAAUGCUCAAAAUUACAAACAAAUUCAUUAGAUGAAUUACCAAUAACAGAUAAUUUAGAUACCGAUAUAGAUACUGAUAAAAUAAGUGUAACUAAAGAUGAAACAAAAAUCACAGAAGAUGAUGAAGUUAAAGAUAAAAUUGAAGAUAUUGUUGACGAUGUAGUCGGUGAUAGUGUGCCUACGGAAUCUGAUCUCCAAAUAGCCGAGGCACUUAUUAAUUUACCAUCGACGGCGAUACAAAAUAAAACAUUCAGUGAAACACCACCUGUAACUCCGCCCCUUACAUUAGAAAUAGACAAGCCGAUAGAAUCUUGCGAAGACGUGUUGAACAAGGAAUUUGUUGAUACAGUCUCACACAGUCCCUCUACUAAAGAUUUGGUAAUUGAAGAACCUGAAACAGAUUACUCUAAUGAAAAGAAAGAAAAUAUUUCACGUUAUGAAACAGAACAAGAGAAAAGUGAAAAUCUAAAUGCUGCACAAUCUUUAGUGCAAAUGUCUGAAUGUAUUGAUCAUAAUAUUAACUUUGUUGAAAUCGAAUCUGAAAAUAAAAAAGAGGCUAGCCCAAAUAAGACCAGUAAAUCGAAAACGACAGAGGCCACAGAUAGCGUGUUAGAACCUAAAGUAUCAUUAUUACCAAAAAAAUCUACAGUAGAACAAUCUAACGGUAAAUCCGUUUCAUACGACAAAUCUUCUAGUAAACUAUUGAAAAUAUUGGAAAAACCAACAACACCAAAACUAGCUCCUAAUAAAACUAUUAUAAGUAAACGAGUCAUUAUUCCUGGCAAAGAGAAAAUACUAAAUUUCGAUGUUGGCAAACAAUCUUUUAAGGGAAAACCUCAAGCGAUCAAACAGAAUAUAGUCAUCCGGAGAUCUGGGCCUAAUAAAACUAUAUUAAAUAAUAUCAAUGAAGUAUCAAACCUCAAUAAAAUUAUUCUUUCUCGCAGCAAUAAGCCUGUUCAAGACUCAUCUUCAGUACAAACAUAUACUAUACAAACGCCCGUCGAACAUUCCUCCGAUCCGAAUACUAUACUUAUACAACCAAAAAAUAGAAAAAUUGGUAAAACACUAACAAAAAUACAGAAAAUAAAACCACAAACGCAAACAUCAUUCGUAGCACAUAUUAAAGAAAAAAAGUCUAUUAAAGAAAGUGGAAAUGAUGAACCCAUAUUCGAUAUAAAUUCAAUGCCCAUAGUAUUGUCUGAUGAUAUACUCACGCCUGAAAGUAUCGAGAAAAUGCCAAUUGUUAUGUCAGAUGCAAAUAUUAUAACGAAUUCUACAAAUACCACAAAAAUUAAAACUAAGACUAAAGUCGAAAGUGAAAAAUUAGCUUUGAGUCCAGUUACUACUAAAAGUCUAAGUCCUAUACCGAGCAAAGCGGAAAUCAAAACGAUGGUUAUGAGUCCAUCGAGUGAUGCCGCCAAAGUAACAACCCCCAACAUUCUCUCUAAGUCAGCAAAGUUACGCGGUGCUAAACCUAUGUUAGUUAUAGAGAAGGCCACAGGCAAAAAGAAAAUCAUCCUGCCUCAGCCCGAGACGGCGGUGAAAGAAGCGAAACAAUCUCACGUCCCCACUCUAGUGCCAUCAGUCUCUCAGAGCGGGGGGAAAACUGAAAAGUACAUUAUCCUGCCCACGACCAGCGCCCCCCGCGCCACGCGCACUCAGAAAAUAGUCAUUGACCCACAAACAGGGAAAGCUCACAUGUUCCUCGCUAAGGGAAACGACGCUUUGGCAGUCACCGAUAACAAAGCAGUCUCCGCCAAACUGAUACAACAGUCCUCAGAGAACACCGCGCCCGGCAAUACCGUCAUGAUUAUAACGAAUUCACAAGGAGCUCAGUCCAAGAUCGUAUUGACGCCGGAGCACGAAAAGAUAUUGUUCCCUCAUAAAGCGAAUGUAUCGCAACUGAAAACAGUCACACAACGUAUUACAACAAAUUCAACUAUAGUACAUAAAACGACUGUGUCCACGUCCACCGCCUCUAAAGGCCAGGCGAGGAUUGUGCCCAGGCACAAAAGUGCAAUUAUUACAUCUAAAGGUCAGCUAAUCGUCGGCGGACUCGUGCCCUCCGGCACCACCAACAUAGCUCCGAUGCCAGAAAUCAGGCCUGCGCUGAAGCGAAUAGUGCCCGCCGAGACCAAGAAGAUCGUGCACACGACACACGUCCAGAAGGACUCGUCGGAGCCGAUGUUGUUUUAUCAAAGAAAACCUGGCACCUACAUGCAACUCACCGCCGCACAGUUUGAACACCUGCAACGGACGGGGCAGCUUAUAUCGAAAUCACCAAUAGCCCAAGAGAGUAAAGUGAUCAUUCAGAAACCCAGCGCGAAGUCUCCGAAGGAACCCGUCGUUAUAACUACUUCCAAGCAAAGAGGGAGAAAGAGCACGAUCGACCCUCAGACGCCGCAGAAGAAGGCAAAGCAGGAGAUAGCGAUAGCCCCAGCGCCGCCACCCGUCCCUGCUCUUGUGUCCGCCCUCGCGCCAGUGUCACAGCUCACUGCAGCUCCAUCCUUGUCAUCUAAUCCCGUAGCGACAAAUAUACAAACCGUUCACGCCUCGAGUCCGGCGACAGCGUCAGCAUCGACGUAUCCCGACUUGGACAACAUUGAGGAAAUUUUGCCAUCGACGGCUAUAGCACGUCAAGCGGAGUCCGCUCCGGCGCAACCUGAGCCGGCCGGAGCUACGGCGCCGGGUGCACUCUCCGACGGGCAGCUGCUGGCGGUGCCUGGGGAGCAUUUCGGGGGAUUGGCCGGCACCUUCUACCUCUGCAUGGAGGACAACGGAAAUUAUACUAUAGUAGACAAUCGUCCGUUGAUACUGGAGAACAACGAGCUGGUCCCGAUGGCGGAGCCCGCGCCCGCCAUAGCGCCGCUGCCCGAGCGGCGCGAUAUCCUGGAAGCGGCGCUCGCCAACAGCGACGUGUUCCAGCCGGAGGCGGCGCGUGACGAUCCGCCCGACUUUCGCGACCUCAAUGCUAACGUACCGGUUCUCUGCCGCGUAUCCGAGACGAGCACCACACUCAACCAGCCGAUCAUGACCCCCGUCGAGGUGCCCACUAAGGCCGACAGCGAGCCCGCGGUGCCCGCCGUGCCCGCCAACCUGGACGACGGGCUGGCCGUGAUCGGCGUCACGCCGCACACGGUGCCCACCUCGCUCGAGCUGCCCAUCACCGUCACAGACCCCAGGAUAGCGCCCAAGACUUCGGACCCUCUCAGCGGUAGCGCGUACAGCGCCGCCCUCUUGCCCUCGCCCAACGCCGAGAUCGCGCUCGUCACGUCCAGCGAGGAGGUGGACGUGCACGCUCCAGGGGUUAUGACGCUGCCUCUCCUGACGGACGACGUGUCCGUGGGCAAGUCCCUACCCAUUCUGACGGACGAGGUGUCGGAGCGCGGCGUGUCGUCGGUGGAGUCGGCGCUGGGCUCGCCUUCGUCGGCGGAGGUGCGCGACUCGGAAGCGGAGGAGAGUCAGUGGUCGCGGCUGCUCACGCCCAGCUCCGACACCUCCGAGACCUCCGCGGAGAUCCCGCUGCAGCCCCCCAUCAAACUGUCCGUUAAUGAUCUAUCUCAUAGCGAAUAAAAUAUAACAAUGUAUUGUUUUUAUAUAUGCUUUUCCUCAAAGCUUGCAAAAAAUGAUUUUGAUUCGUUAUUUAUUAAUUUUUCGUAAGUUUUAAAAUAUGAAAUGUGCAAUAGGAUUAAUGUUCAUUUUACUCCUUGGAAGGAUAUAACCGGUUCCAUACGACAGUGUUGUGUUAGUCAGCCGGCGGGGGGCUGG
Messenger RNA from Papilio xuthus (Asian swallowtail), 6384 nucleotides. RefSeq lists its product as uncharacterized. The transcript is spliced from 5 exons. Lineage: Eukaryota; Metazoa; Arthropoda; Insecta; Lepidoptera; Papilionidae. Bases 250 to 6189 code for a protein of 1979 amino acids. The record is from RefSeq and is a predicted model, not a curated record.